Molecule: messenger RNA, 973 nt
Organism: Polychytrium aggregatum
Lineage: Eukaryota; Fungi; Chytridiomycota; Chytridiomycetes; Polychytriales
Exons: 4
Coding region: 27-878 (283 amino acids)
Source: RefSeq, a predicted model, not a curated record
CUCGCCUGCCUCCCCACCCGCCCACCAUGCCCUUCCUGGAUGAACUGACGCCCUCCAACGCCGUGCUGUUCAUGCAGAGCCUGGACGGCGUCGCCGGCGUCGUCAGCAUCACCAGUCUAUGCACCAUCAUCUUCCUCAACAGCUGGCGGAUCUCCUUCAACUACCGCUCGCUGCUGAGGCUCAUGGUCUACACCGACUGCGUCGCCUGGGUCUUUGACUUUCUCUCGCUGACGUACCUGCCCGACACCUGUCCUGGAUGGACGUUCCAAGUCCUCUCCAACGUCGUGUGGUGUAUCAAGGACACAUUCAAAUUCACGUACAUCGUCUGGCGAACCAUCUAUACCUUCUCAGCCACCCGCCAAGAUAUCGAUCCCAUCUGGGUCCACAUUGGCUCGAUGGGCGCCGGCAUCGUCUCCUUUGUUCUCUAUGCCGUGUUUAUGGCCUUCUACUACAGCGGAUUCCGACAAUGCACCGCCGUCGAUGAAGAAAGUGCACAGAUCCCGCUCUUGGUCCUCUAUGUGUACUGGCUGAUGGUCGAUGUCGUCUGCACGCUCUCGAUCAUCUGGACCGUGUAUCGCAUCGCCUAUCCCAAAACGAUGGGCCAGCACAAGUCGCAAAUGCAGCACCUCCGCAACUCGCUGAUGAAGUCCAUCACGCGCGAGCUCAAGCGUCUUGUCAUCACCGCCGGCCUUGGCAGUUUCAUCUGCGGCGCCAAGCUCUACGAGAUCUUCCACAGCGGGCCCCCGAUCCUCAACAUCAAGAACACGCUGUUCACGCUUUCCCAACACGUUCUGGUCCUCAGUGUUCUGCGAUGGGUUCCAUUCGAUGAGGCCGAGGUAUCAAGCCGUGAGAACUUUGAACUUGUUGAAAGAAGCUAAGCACCCGUGUCUACUCCCCGCCACCUCUUUCCUCUUUCUGUGGCCCAUUGCAGCCCAACGCACCAUGGCCUCCUCACCAUCACAUGCUCUGCCGC